Saccostrea cuccullata (small rock oyster) is the source of this 691-nucleotide messenger RNA. RefSeq lists its product as uncharacterized. The transcript has 4 exons. Lineage: Eukaryota; Metazoa; Mollusca; Bivalvia; Ostreida; Ostreidae. The record is from RefSeq and is a predicted model, not a curated record. The coding region runs from base 18 to 449 and encodes 143 amino acids.
UUCAAAAUACCUGCAAAAUGUCGCAAUUCAGUGGAACAUGGGAAGAAAGAGAAACGGACCCAAGUAUGGGACCAUUUAUGGAUGCAAUAGGACUAGGAGAAUACAAGGAUAAGUACAUGGGGGCAAGAUCGACGGCCACCUAUGAUGUAAACGGCGAUAACUGGAAGAUAAGGUGGACCACCUCCCUGUACCCAGACGAUCCCAUGAACUACGACAUCCAGGUCGGAAAAGAAUUCGACGGAAAAGGCCCCGGUGGUUACGAUCUAAAGAUAACCCUAACUGUGGUUAGCGACUGUGAAACAAAGGAACACGAGGUCACAAAUAACGUAGAUGGGAAAAACCGGGAAUUCAUCAUCACCAGAAAAGUCAAUGGAGACGUUAUGGAUGUUACCUAUGAAGCUGUAACGUCCAAGGCUACAAUGAAAGGGAAAAUGUACAGAAAGAAAUAGUGAAAUAACCUCAUCUUGCUUCAUCAAUUUAGUACAAGCAAAAUAUCAAAUUCAGCAGGCUUAUCAAACGCCCAAAUUGAAGCAUUACAAAAAUUAGAGCGAUAGAGGAAAUACGGAUUGCUAGCCUAAUACAGAUACUUAAAAUUUUUCACACUAAAAAUCUCUGAGAAUCUUGGAUGAAUAUUUUUACUAAAAUAACAGUAAUAGAAUAUGCUAAGAAAAAAAAAUACGAAUGAUGGGGA